ACAAUUUUCACUAUACGUCGAAAUUUACACCCCUGUUCCGCUAGUAUUAUUUCUAAACUAAAGAAACACAAUAAUUUGACCAGAAAAAACAAAUACAAACAGUUAAUCAUUAAUAAAAAGAAGAAGACCGAAUACGUCGCACAGUCAAUACUCAAGAAGACUGCUCUCUCUGCUAUCUUCCUUCCCCUCAUCUUUCCAAGCUUACCCAGUCAGUCAAUGGCCGCCCUUCUCUCUCCUCUUCUUCUUCUUCUUCUUCUUCUUCCAUCUCCAUCUCUCUCCUCCUAACCCGAAUUUCCGCCUUCCCCUCCCUCCAUUUCCCCACCACCAUCCCCCAACCCGAAACGGAAAUCCAAUCAACAGAAACCAGACGACGGAGAUGGACACAGACGCCAGGAUCUGCUCCCUUCUCCUGCUGAGUUCCGUAUUCUUAUUCUCCAUCCUCUCCCUUCUUCCCCUCUCCACCGCCAUUGAGGACGACUUGAUGUGCCUGGAAGGCGUCAAGAAGGCUCUGGACCCGCAAGGGCGGCUCUCCACCUGGAACCUCAACAACAACUCCGUCGCCGCUGUCUGCAAGCUCGACGGCGUCUCCUGCUGGAACGAGAAGGAGACGCGAAUCAUCAGCCUCCAGCUCCCUGAUUUCCAGCUCUCCGGUCAGCUCCCGGAGUCUCUCAAGUACUGCCGCAGCCUCCAGGUCCUGGAUCUCUCCAACAACGACCUCUCCGGUUCCCUCCCUCCCCAAAUCUGCAACUGGCUGCCGUACAUCGUCACGCUGGAUCUCUCCGGCAACUCCAUCUCCGGCUCCCUCCCGCCGGAGAUCGUCAACUGUAAGUUCCUCAACAACCUCUACCUCAACGGCAACAGGAUGUCCGGUUCGAUCCCCUACGGCCUCGGCCGGCUGGACCGUCUGAAGAAGUUCUCCGUCGCGGAUAACGAGCUCUCCGGCUCGGUCCCGUCCGAUUUGGCCACUUUCCCCGAGGCCGACUUUGACGGCAACGGCAAGCUCUGCGGCCGGCCGCUGGGGAAGUGUGGCGGAUUGAGCGGCAAGAGCCUGGCGAUCAUAAUUGCCGCCGGAGUGAUCGGAGCCCUCGGCUCUUUGAUUCUAGGGUUUGCAAUUUGGUGGUGGCUGUUCGGCAAGAGGGCGGCGGCUGCGGGCACUCGGAAAGACGAUUCGAGCUGGAUCGAUUUUCUCCGGUCGCGUAAACUCGUCCAGGUUUCCCUCUUCCAGAAACCAAUCCACAAGAUGAAGCUCUCCGAUUUGCUGGUGGCCACCAACCAUUUCGAGUUCGAGAACAUUAUCAUUUCCACUAGAACGGGGGUUUCUUACAAGGCUGUGCUGCCUGAUGGGUCUGCCCUCGCCGUUAAGAGACUCAGCGGCUCCAAGCUCGGGGAGAAGCAAUUUAGGUCGGAGAUGAACCGGUUAGGACAGCUGAGGCAUCCCAAUCUUGUGCCAUUGCUGGGGUUCUGUGCGGUGGAGGAAGAGAGAUUGCUGGUGUACAAACACAUGCCUGGUGGAACUCUGUACUCUCAGCUGCACGGGACUGGUUUUGGGAUUGGUCAGGGAUGUUCACUCGAUUGGCCGACCAGGGUAAGGAUCGGGGUUGGUGCGGCCAGAGGGCUCGCCUGGCUUCACCAUGGAUGCCAACCUCCUUACAUUCAUCAGUACAUGAGCUCCAAUGUGAUACUCCUGGAUGAUGAUUUCGAUGCUAGAGUCGCGGAUUUUGGGCUCGCGAGACUGGCUGCCACUCGUGAUUCGAAUGAUAGUUCCUUCAAUGGUGACUUGGGGGAGUUCGGGUACAUUCCUCCGGAGUACUCCAGCACUAUGGUGCCAUCGCUGAAGGGGGAUGUGUACGCAUUCGGGGUCGUGCUUCUUGAGCUGGUCACAGGGCAGAAGCCCUUGGAUGUGAACAAUGGGGAUGAAGGUGGGUUCAAAGGGAACUUGGUGGAUUGGGUGAACCAGCUGGUGAUCACCGGUCGUACGAAGGAUUGCAUCGAUAAAUCGCUGGUGGGGAGAGGUCAGGACGACGAGAUGUCUCAUUUCUUGAAGGUUGCUCUGAAUUGCGUGGGUUCUAGGCCGAAGGAUAGGCUGGCCAUGUACCAAGUUUACGAGUCCUUGAAGGGGUUGGCUGAGAAACAUGGGAUGACAGAGCAGUACGAUCACGAGUUCCCUCUGGCUUUUGGUAAGCAGGUGGUUGGUGAUUGCAAAGAGUAGAAGAUUAUCGAUCCAUUGGAAAAGGAAAUGGAAUUCCUAUUGGUUUGUGAAAAUUUGUUGUCUGCAUGGAGGAUUCGGAGAAUUUUUUUUCCAUAAGUGGAUUAGAAAUUUAGAAUGCUGCUGCUGCUGCUUGUGCUUCUUCCACUUAGAACAAGAUAGAUCGAAAAGACCAACCAAAAACCAGUGUGUUGUUAUGUGCUCAAUCAUCUUGUUGGUACAAAAUUUUCUGUACAUUAUUUCAUGAAAAGCAGAUUAUGCCCUCACCCUCACUAGUCAGUAGUCACUGCCAUCACUGUACUUCGUAGUUUGGUGUAUCUUAGCAAUGCAGUUGCCGGAGAAAAAAAGAUUGGUGCUUUAUAACAAACAGUCGCCGGAAAAUACUACUCGGUCAUCGCUUUGUCUGGGAUCACAGUACUUUUACUUCUUUUGACGAGUACAUUUGCAUCUACAGUUUGGGGGACAUCAUGUGUUUUUGUGUGACCACAUUCAUUCUAUGGGGAGAGAUUGAACCCUAGGCGAGCAACAAUUGGAUUUGAAACAAAUUGUGAUCUGCAUUUGUUACAUCGAAAAGUAUCGAUAUCGAAUUUGAUCGGGAAGAUUUUCUAUACGAAUUUUAUAACUUCGAUCAUCAUAGAUGUAAAGAAAACACUAAUCAGAUC
Molecule: messenger RNA, 2868 nt
Organism: Linum trigynum
Lineage: Eukaryota; Viridiplantae; Streptophyta; Magnoliopsida; Malpighiales; Linaceae
Source: the annotation of a GenBank genome assembly